AUGACAACUUCGUCAGGGGAACGGGUUCCCGAAGACGACAAAGAAGCGUACCAGACUCCGCACAAGACACGGGCUCCGCACGCUCUGGUGGCUGAUCACCUGCCCGGUGGUGCCGAUCAACCCUGCGACGCCACGGAUCUUAUGAGCACAGCUUCGUCGCCCAUAUUGACGCGGUUGCGGAGGAGGAGUGGUCCACAGAUCCUUCGAGACACGCAAGGAGGCGAAAACAGUCCCGGAAUGGCUUUCCCCGGAACAAAUCUUCCCCGGGAUCUCAUAUAUCCGUAUUCGCACGAUGGCAAGCCGGCUGUGAUUUCGCCGACCGACUACGGCUUGACCGUGAAGCUAACCAAGUCGCAGGAGCUCAAGAUAUCGUGUCAGAAAUCUUGGUUUAGAAUUCGCAAGUGGUGGCGGAAGAAGUCCGUGUGGGUGCACGAGAUAGCGAAAAUCUACCAGGACGGCUUCUUCAGGUCUACGAUUCCCUCAGCCGAUGUUCUGGCGAAUCCACGUCGGGAACCGGUCCGGAAACUUCUAUGGUGCGCAGUUCUCGCACCGCUGAUCUAUUUCACCGUCGCGGAUCUGGUCGACGUCAUCCAGAGCUACAUGCAGUAUCCGGUCAUUUACACGUACGAGUACAAGACCAAGGAUACGCUGCCUUUCCCCGACGUGACAAUCUGCAACGUGAAUCCUUUCGUCAGGAGCAAAGCGUGUGACAACACGUCAAUUUUAUUCACCGAAAAAAGCGUGAGGAAUGGAGAUGAAAUUGUGAAAAUAACGCCUUUCUGCAAUCAGGAACGCAGGAAGAAUAAUCCAGGUAUCUGCGAACGUCUUUGCGGACCUAAUGAGCGAGCCAAGCAACCAAAUCAGUUCGACACGGGAAUACGUGCCCAAUUGGCCGACUGGAUUAAAGAAACCAUCGCUCUCGGCCCCGAAGCCAGCCGAGAAGUCUCCAAUCUCGGCCACACCAUGAGGUCGUCAGUGGACAAAUGCAGCUACGCAUCGAAUACCGACUGCACCACGAAUAUGAAACGAUUCAAAGAAUCGAUGAGUCUGCUAUACGGAUCCUGUUUUUGCUUCCAUUGCCAGGAAAGACCCAAGGAGAACAUGACCGAUGCGGUGAGUGAGCCGCUCAGGGCCGCCAGUUUUCAGGAGAAACAAGAAUGGGAGGAAGAGAACAAAUACUACGAGUACGGAACUUUGUCUUCGCCCUUGAGCGGUCUGGUCAUACAAUUGAAGACCGAGGUCAAGGACUAUCUUCCGACGUCGAACGAGGUUGGUUUCGUCGCGAUGAUCCACGAACAUAAUAAAGGCUACUCUGUUUGCGCGGACGCAAUAUACGUCCUUCCCGGCUACACAACGUACAUUGGACUGAACAUGGCGACAACGAAGAACUUGCCCCCGCCCUAUGAGGACGGCUGUAGGGAAGACUGGCCUCAGGCUCUGGUACAAGGCACUCUUGAAGCUCACGUCCCCGUGAUGGAACCGACGACGAAUAGCUCGUCAUACGUUCGCGCGCAAUGUUUAGAGUACUGUGAAAUCGAGUACUUGAUCUUCAAAUGCAAAUGCAUCAAAGAGGAUCCCGCCGCCAAGUUACACCCGGAUUUGGUGGAGGAUUACAAGUAUUGCAAGACCCCGAGGAAAACGAAAUGCGUUGACGACGCAAUGAAGGAUCGGACGAACAUCUUCUUCCAAGAUCGCUGUGACUGCUGGCGAGAAUGCGAGACAAAAAAAUACGCCACUGACGUCAGCGUGGCCGGCUUCGUGUCCGACGACAACGUGACGAUAGGCAACCGAUCUCAAGAGGAACAACUCUAUGCGGAAUUGGGGUCCGCGAGACUGGUCGUGUAUUUCCACUCGUUCACAUUCGAGCAUGUUCGCGCUAUCGCGAAGUACGACGAGAUCAGAGUGCUGUCCAACAUCGGAGGUAUCAACGGGAUGUAUCUCGGCCUCUCGUUUUAUCUCCUCUUCCAGGCGCUGGAUAUCCUCGUUAUGGGAGCCAUCCAGUUUGUGAAGAAGGUUCGAGAAAGUCGCCUGUCCUUCGGUCAGGAUGGCAACGUGAUGAGUUCGACCGCGGUUCAGACAAGUGCUCGAGGAGAUCGGAAGCCGCGACGAUCUCAAGUUGUUCCUCAGCAGCCAACGGCACCGGAGCUGCCAGGAUACUUCCCGAACAAGAAAAACAUAUGGGAUGUUUUCGAAAAACCAUCUGGAGGAACUUUCACCACAACGGAGACAUACAAUACAACAUACGGUCCUUUCGCCAUACAAUACUACAAGAACAGCGCGCCUUAA
Galendromus occidentalis (western predatory mite) is the source of this 2286-nucleotide messenger RNA. Its product is annotated as pickpocket 28. Gene Ontology annotation, cellular component: plasma membrane. NCBI's taxonomy places the organism in Eukaryota, Metazoa, Arthropoda, Arachnida, Mesostigmata, Phytoseiidae. The record is from RefSeq and is a predicted model, not a curated record. Bases 1 to 2286 code for a protein of 761 amino acids. Gene Ontology annotation, molecular function: ligand-gated sodium channel activity. Gene Ontology annotation, biological process: sodium ion transmembrane transport. The transcript has 15 exons.